Messenger RNA from Liolophura sinensis, 6344 nucleotides. Its product is annotated as zinc finger CCHC domain-containing protein 14-like. The transcript is spliced from 13 exons. The coding region runs from base 65 to 3727 and encodes 1220 amino acids. The record is from RefSeq and is a predicted model, not a curated record. Gene Ontology annotation, molecular function: nucleic acid binding; phosphatidylinositol binding; zinc ion binding. Lineage: Eukaryota; Metazoa; Mollusca; Polyplacophora; Chitonida; Chitonidae.
AAUGGAGACUGUAAGUUAGCGAAAAUUCCAGCCAAAUUUCUAUGUUUGGCUGUAUUUAAUUACGAUGGUUUGUGUGGAAGAAUUAUGCUCAAUAUUUAAAAAUUUACAUCCGCACAGGAGAAUAGAACUGAUGUGCGGAUUGCUGCAGUGUUGUGUUCCACUCGAGCUGCGAUUCAUCGGAUCGUAUGUGGAAAACCUUGGACGAAGAGACUUUCACUAUCUACGAGAAUACGAACUGAAAGCAAAUAGCUGUCCAGAAAUCAACAAGCUGUUUGAAGCCAGUGAAGAUGUCAUUCGUCGCAAGUUGGCUGUUUAUUUAUCACUGCUGCAUACAUCGAAUUCUACUUGUUCCAAACUCUGUUUUGAUCUCCUGAUAUCGUUGAACACAUAUUUGAUACCAACAUAUGCUUCGCCAUGUAAAAAAGCAAGCCUUGAUGUGAUGUUAGAGUUGUUGACAGUUCUUGUCAUGGGAAUUAAUCACCCUGCCUUCACAUUUGAACAGCGAAUUCGUCUGUUUGAGAUAUACAGCUGGCUGAAAGCUAGAGCUGAACGCUUACCUCCGAUGUCAAUGGACAAGGACAAUCCGCCUAGGGCCGAUCCAGUUUAUGCUUAUGUCUCACCACCAGAGUCUGUGUUUACCUCCCCUGAUGAGACCAUGUUGUACCGGGGUCACAUGGAGACCCUGAUAGCUCCAGUGGACCCAGUGUGUAACCCCUCUGUCCUGCCUGUCCUGUCUAGGGAACCCCAGUUGGAAGUAGGGGACGCGGUACAUGUGCACCCCCAAAUAGACCCCACCUUAAGCCCACCUAGUGGUUCUUGUAUGAAUUCCCCAAAUGAACCUCUCCAUGUGCUGCAUUCUCCAGACAGGUCAGGGUUGAACACCACACUGGACGGCAGCUGGCCCAUAGUGGAGGUCGGUCAAUCACCCAGUCAAUCAGAUAAUCCGCUUCCUUACCAACUGCCAGAGAAAGUGUUCAUCAGGAGGGUAGAGGUGAAGGGUUCAAGGCGGACGGAUAGGAAGCAAGAGUUCAGAUUGGAGGUCACCUGGUCCAAUGGAGAGACAUGUGAUGUGUACAAGUCAUAUCAGGACUUGUAUGAAUUUCACAGGAAGCUUGUCCAGCUCUUCCCAGAGGAUGCCAGUGUCCACAGACAGGACCGAAGACUUCCGUUUUUAUCAGGCAAUUCCCACAGCAGUUCAAGGGAGGAUAAGAUAGACCAGACAUCCCAGACCAUAACGAAUUAUUUCAGGAAGCUGGUCUUGUUACAACAUGACAUCCUUGGUUGUGAUCAUGUGAUCCAGUUCUUCCGGGACCAUCCUGCCUCAUGUCUGACCGCACCCUCUGAGCCCUUGUACAAGGAUGCUGGGCUCCCCACAAGCAUGUCCCACAGUGAGCCUCAGGUGACAGGCAGUCACCAUCUACACACAGUCAUCGUUAGCCCCAGGCUAUCUCCACCCACUGAGAUAUCUGUUUCUAGUCCUUUGUCACACACCAAUCCACGUCCUUUAGAGCCACAAAAGAGUUCCCCAGUGUCAGCCCAGAAGAGCCCUAACCGCUCUGCUACAGGUGUUCCCUCACCAAGAUCGCCACAAAUGAACCAGAGGCAAACCAGUCAUUCCCCAUCAAGUCUACACCAGUCAGUUCAAACCAGCCGGUCUCCUUCAAGUGAAUCAGUGCUACCUAGUCGUGUCCCAUUGUCACCACCAUUAAGCCCAAACCCUUCAAUGCCAACCAGUCUCUCGGGCCCAUUAUCACCACAGAUGAGUCCAAACCAGUCAAUGCAAAAGGAUAGUGUCCCAGUAUCACCCCAGAUGAGCCCAAAAGCACCAUUUCACAGUAGCCGGUCCCCUUCCCCAAAGGACCAUGAGAGGUUACCCACUGUACAGCAGUUGCUAAAAGAUCUCCAACUCUCCCACCAUGUGGACAGCUUCAGCAAGUACACAACAAGCCAGCUGCUGAAUUUUAAAGAUGAUGAUUUUAAAGAUUUUAACUUAUCCAGUCAUGCCCAAAAACGUCUUAGAACCAAAUUGGAGCAACUGAGCAGGUCUUCCAAGUUGCCUAAUGGCGUUACAGCACGGGGUGUGGUGCAGUGUAAUCUUGGUGGAGAUGCAGGAGUUAUGCCCCAUGACUCGAGUGAACAGGCUCUGCUGCCUGCCAUGCUCUACACUAGUAAGGCUUGUAUAGGUCAGCUCACAGGAACUGAUGUGGGCAAUAGUGCUUUCAACUCUUCGUCAAAGGCUAGUCCUAACCAAACACAUACGUGCAAAACCACAGUGCUUUCAAAGAAACCUGACCCUGAAGCCUGUUCAAAGGCUGAGAAGCCAUCUAACAGAGUUGACCUACAGAACACAGACAGUGUGGAUACUGACACUGCAGCUGCUGUUGACCUGGACAUCUGUGAUAGACCAGACUUUGAGCCAGCAGAUAGCUCCAAGUUUGAGCCAUCAGCUCAGCAGGAUCAAAGAAGACUCCUGGGCUCAAGUCAUGUUCAGGCUUUGGGUCACUCCAAGCCAGGAUCUGGCCCACCGCAUGAACAAGAGGAUGCACUGGAGCAGGAGAACCUCCCCAACCCUGCCAUUCUAACACCAGACCCUGGCAGUGUGUCCAAUGCAGCACCUGCUGACAUCUCCCACAUGUACCAGAGUGGCUAUGUCUCUGACCCCACACACUCUUACGCGCCGCGCCCUGCUUUUCCUCGCCUGUUCCCCCCGAUGUACCCAGUGGGCCCGCCUCAGCCUGCCCACCUGCCUAUCCACAUGUACCACAAAGUCGCUCCCGAUCAGAUUCCCACAAAGAUGAGCGGUCAGUACAUGCAGAGCUUUGUGCAGCCACCUCAUUCUAGGUCUGACACACCUCUUUCCAACACUGUUAUGACGGUAACUGUAAACUCUCUGGCCUUCAAUAACCCGGCAGAUUGUCCAGGACAUCCUCAUCACACCACCUCGUCCCCAGCCACGAUCACUUCCGCCAGUAACCUGAACAGGACCGUGCCUGUAGGCAAUCCGGUCACCCCUCGCUUCGCCAUGUCAUCUUCCAUGAACUCUGCAAUUCCGUUCUCCUCAAUCACACCAAUGGGCCCUCCACACGUGCACAGAAAGGCUGUAAGUGCUCAAAACAGUAAUGGCGAUCCCGGGAUGUCGUCACCAGCGACUAGUGUGGAGGGAGUGAACUAUGUUACAGCCCAGCAGAGCAGCGCAUCUGUCGGCAACACAUCACCCUUCUCCCCUUCCGCCAUUCAGGCUCCUGGCAUGGGCAUGCACUCGGCCUGCUCCUCGUGUGGCUGUAGAGGGCGCUGCCAAGUCGCCGCUAGCUACUCAGCUGCAUACGGAGGCUAUGUCCACACUCAACUAAACAUGCCUCCUUUGGUACACAUCCCAACUUUCUUACCACCAAACUCCAAUGGUAUUCUGCCCAGUCCAUGUCUACCCCCAAACUGCCCUAUUCCUUUCCACAACAACCCUUUACAGAGUGUGCCCAAUGGGAUCAUUCCUGAACAGUUCUCCUACCAUAUGUCACACGCUGCCAAUCAUGCACCGAAUCUCUGGAACAGCAUGUUGUAUGGCUAUAGCUCUCAAGGGAAUAACUCUGCACUAAGGGAAAACAAAGCUAAGCUGACGUGCUACAACUGUGGAGGUGCUGGACACGAGGCCCACGACUGCAGAGACACCAGCAUGGAGUCCGCAUCAGGUCAAUACUCCCUUAAUUUCAAGCCGGAUUUCCCAGAAUGAAAUUCACUCCGCGGACACUGACACACAGAGAUUGUUGUACAGAUUCUAAAAUAUAUGAGUGUUUUAAUUGAGAAUGUUUUUAGUUAUAUUUUAAGGUAUUUCUGUAAUGUCGGAUUAUAUUCAAUGAAUUUGACUUUGUAAAUAAAUGUUUUAACACCCUGCCUGUCUUGACCGUGUUGAGCCCCUAGUAUUUGUACAUGGCCAUACAUACAUUCUUGUAUUUACAUUGUACCGUAUAUUCUCAAUAAUUUCAGAAGCAUGUUUAGAAAAUGUAUGCAUGUAACAUGAUGUUGUGCAGUGGCUGUUGUUUUAAAUCGUACACUCUCUGUGAAGAGUAUGGGAUUACCGUCAGUAAAUCAAUGACAGUAGCUCACAUCUCGCUCACACCUCCGUCAUCUUCAUCAGCUUGGCAAGACGGGGAGAGACGCUCUGCCUGGUUUGAAUAUAUUUAACUUUUUGUGUGAUUGGACGGCUAGUUUUCAAUCAUGCCAAUGCUGUUUAAAACUCUGGACACAUUGAUAGACCUAUAUAAACUGCAAAAUAGCAGGAAAAACAGGCGUUUCCGAAAUUUUAGCUUGUAACACGUGGGUACAUGCAUUUGUGACAUGCAACUGGCUACAUUCGCUGUAUGCAACUGAACGUCAGCCUAUAGAAUCUCUCGCUGGAUAUACAUGACAUGUUGUCAAAACAUGUGGUUCUCGAAAUAUGAAAGCUAAUUAUUAGUCGCUCAUAACAACUAGUGGCAUUUACAGCUAUUUGAAAAAAUUAAGUUUAUUUUAAACACUGUUGUGCAAACCGGCAAGCAGUAAACUGGAGAAACAAUGACAACAGCGACUUGACUUGAUACAAACUUGACUUUUCUAAAAGAAAAUUGAAGUUUGGCACAGGUUGACAUAUAUGUACACAGCAACUUAUUUCACAAUAUUUCCGAGCCCAUAAUAUCGGCGUUGAUAUUUUGUGCGAUAUACUUUGUUAUGUAGGCCUACGUCGUAAACGGACACACGUGUUUCCAGGCAUACCAGACACUCGGUGUUGAAUACUGUAUUGUGUAAUGCGUUUUUGUCCAAAUUCGAGGAAAUCUUGGCUUGGAAUCUAAUUAAAAACACCAAUGUUAAUAUUUCAUGUCCAUUCUUGGGACUCUUGAAGUGGCCAGAGGCGUCUGAUGAUGGCUCCUGCUGAUCAAGCUCUGUUUAAAAGCUUUUAUUGCCUUAUUUAAGAUAGACCUGGUUCAAAACUUGUUUGACAGUAGGUGAUCGUUCAUUCAUUAGCCAUUUUAUGUACCUGUAAGCCCGCCGAUGAUUUGGGAAAGUUCCUUGAAAAUAUAUUAUCAACCGGAUACAUACCAGGUGUGAAUUUCUGUAAUAAUCAUGCUUUUUUGUUGUGAGUUUAUUAUCUGGUAGUAAUUUCGAUGUAUAUUCACAAUGCAUAUUUUGUCUCACUAACGUUCAGCUGAGGAGUUUGUCAACAUAUUUCAGUUUCAGUGAAGUCUAAAUGAACUCUCUGAGGUUUCCGAGGGACGGGUGUUCAUGUAUCUGGUAAUGUAUUUACUGAGGCGAUGUCACACUGUGCAUCAUUCAUAACUUUUGGGCACCUUUAGAGUGAUUAGUAGAUAAGUACACACGGGAAUUUGACAAUUCUUCUCUUUAACUUAGACAUUUAUUAGGACACUACACAAAUGAUAUGCAUGAAUUUGAAGCCCCGAGGGCUUUGAAGGCAUUUGUAUGAUAAACUUUAAGGCCCGGUGUUGCUAAUUUAGUGACAUACACUUGAAGGUACAUGUACUACUAACUUACCCUUAUAAUGCCCGCGGAAAUAUGUUACAAACUAUUUCUAAAAUUAAUCUAACAAGAGUGUAGUCCCCCCACGCACGCACACUUACACACUUCCUCAUUAAAACUCAGCUGUCAGAUUUAUCUCAUGUUCCCGCCAAAGUAGACACGUGAUCUGUAAUAUGUGGAAAAUCUGCCCUCAAAUCGGACGCAAUAUUUAUUCGUGAUAGGUGUUUAUCCACAUACGCAAGACAGCAUUUUAAGUUCAGUUCUCAAACGGCAAUCAUCCAUAUUCUAUUCUUGUAUAGGCCUCAUACACGAGUGGGAAGGAAGACAAGCGGUCGGUAGAUUAAAGACAAUCCUGUGGAUAUAAUGCCUAAUGCAGUGAGGUGUUGAAUGCGUCCCUGUAAAUAAAGCCACAUUGGUUAGCGUAGUUUGUAGAACACAACCCCGAAAACGGCAACGUAAGUGUUUUGGGAAGGGAAAUUGCAAAGAUUUAAUUCACUAGAUAGAUGUUCCAGUAUCAAUAUUUUUAUCUCUUUCUUUAUUCAAACAAGCGGGCAUACAAGCCGCCUUGUAAAGCUCUCAGAAAAGGCUGGCUUUAUAGGCCAGGGUAGGCCUGUAUACUCAAGCUGGCACGCCUAUGUCACUAGCGGCGAGCGCUUCGCGGGAAACUUCUCUGAUCUACCCGCUUACUUUCAACAUCUCAGUUAACGAGUAUCGAUAAAUAUUGAAAAGAUACCGUAUUUCUAAAGGAGGUAAGUUUUAGUAGUGGCAUGCAUAACCUUGUAUAUCUGGAUGGUAUCUGUAUGUACUGUAAAUCUUCAACCUUUUUAGUGGAAUUUAUG